UUGGGUCCAAUGGAGGAGAUGACAAAGAGGAAACAGCCAGCACAGGACGGAGACGACGAGGGCGGCGCCGCUGGAGGCCGAAGCGGGGACGAAGAGCACCGGGAGGUAACCGACGAAGAAGUGGAUGAAUUUUUCUCCGUUCUCCGGCGGUUGCAUGCGGCCUCGAAGAGCUUCGCUGGCAGAGGCGACCGCCGAGACAACAAGCGGAAGAAGAAGGUGAGGAGGGAAGAGGAGGAGGAAGCCAAGGCGGCUGCGAGGUGGCGGCCGAGGUUCACCUUGGAGGACUUCGAGGCUAUCGGAGAUGGCGGCGUCGUCGUCUCCGAUGGGGCGGCAAGUGGCUGCAGGACGGCGGCGGAGGACCCGAUCCGUCUGGACUUGGACUUGAACGCCGAGCCGGUCGUCGAAGACCGCGACUGGCAGCGUUGGUUGCGGUGACGUGACCGUUCAUGCAUGCACGCGCUUUCAUGGUCAAGUCACAUCCGAUGCUUAUCACUAAUUCCACAAAUAUUAAAGCAAAAUAAAUGUUUUUAUUUUGGAUCUAAUUCCACAAAUAUCCGACGCUUAUCUGUCAAUAUUUUCUCACGAUUCGACCCGAUAAUAUAUCUGUAUCUGUUGUUUUCGGAUCUAAUUCCGGACUCAGUCCG
This is a messenger RNA of Musa acuminata AAA Group (dessert banana), 644 nucleotides long. Its product is annotated as NRR repressor homolog 1-like. The coding region runs from base 10 to 435 and encodes 141 amino acids. The transcript has a single exon. The record is from RefSeq and is a predicted model, not a curated record. Gene Ontology annotation, biological process: regulation of systemic acquired resistance. Lineage: Eukaryota; Viridiplantae; Streptophyta; Magnoliopsida; Zingiberales; Musaceae.